Molecule: messenger RNA, 2047 nt
Organism: Oryzias latipes (Japanese medaka)
Lineage: Eukaryota; Metazoa; Chordata; Actinopteri; Beloniformes; Adrianichthyidae
Gene: pla1a
Product: phospholipase A1 member A
Biological process (GO): lipid catabolic process
Molecular function (GO): glycerophospholipid phospholipase A1 activity
Source: RefSeq, a predicted model, not a curated record
CAUUCAGCCUGAAUGAGGUCAUGGAUUCACCACCAGGCAAAGACAUCCAAACACUUGUUGGCUCGGUGUGAAAGCCCAUCUGGGGGGGAAUCUCUGAAUGUGAUGAGUACAAGGGAAAAGACAGGGAAAGGUUUGUUGUGGAUUGGGUGAGGCUUAAAGGGGGCUUCUCAGCCUUAUUUCGGUACACUCUGGGAAUGGUUUGGACCAGUGCAGCCUUGCUUCACAUCGUUUCUCUCUUCAAAGCUGAGGUUGUGCUUCGGAGUUGCACAGAGCUGGGAUUUCCUCCAUCCACCUACUUGGGGGCUAAACAGAGCAGCUGAGAACAGUUAAGAACCAGCUAAACCUCCUUGGCUGCUUUUUUCUCCACUUUCUUCUCCAGAAAUGCCUUGGGACCGUACAUUCAUCUUUUGCACCGUACUGUUGGUCUACACAGUUUCACAGGUGGUGGGUUCGGAGGAGAAGCAGGACGACGGUCUGUGCGCUGACCUCAGGAACACCACAUGGCAGGAGUACCGCCAGCGUCAAACCAAACUGCAGGUCAGGUAUCUGCUGAUGACCCGGGAAAAUGUGGACUGCCCACAAAGGUUUCACCAGGAGUCAUUCACAACAAAGACGUCCCACUUCAACGCCUCCCGUCCCUCUAAAGUCAUCAUCCAUGGGUACAGCCUUAAAGUCUAUCAUUUCCCUCCCCCUCAAAGAGCCCUGGGGAGCAAACCGCUGUGGGUGAAGGAGCUGGCUAAGGCUUUUCUUGUGGCUCAGGAUGUGAAUGUUCUGGUGGUAGACUGGAUCUACGGGGCAUCCUUUGCUUACAACCUGGUAGUGGAGAGUUACAAGGAAGUGGCUCUGCAGAUCUCUGUCCUCAUCAACCAGCUUCAGAAUCAUGGAUGCAAGCUACAGUCCUUCCACCUCAUCGGGGUCAGUCUGGGAGCACAUGUCGCUGGUUUUGUGGGGACCCUCUUUGAAGGGAAGUUAGGAAGAAUCACAGGUCUCGACCCUGCAGGCCCCCUGUUCAAAGGAGCGGACACCUAUGACAGACUGGAUCCCUCGGAUGCUCAAUUUGUUGAGGCCAUUCACACUGACACUGACUACUUUGGCAUCUCCAUUCCAGUCGGUCACGUUGACUUCUACCUGAACGGAGGGAAGGACCAGGCUGGGUGCGCUCGCUCCAGAUUUCCAUCAAUUCUUGUGUACUUUGCAGUGUACGGUUAUGUGAUCUGUGACCAUAUGAGGGCGUUGCACGUCUACAUGAGCGCGCUGAACGCCUCCUGUCCUCUUGUUGGGAUCCCGUGUUCCACAUAUGAAGACUUCUUGAAGGGAAACUGUGUGACCUGUGAGGUUUUCCAGGGGGCGUGUCCACGCAUAGGUUUAUCAGAGAACAGUGGGAUAAACGUGUCACCCAUCCCCAGAGAGCAGAAGAUAUUCCUGCUGACGACGUCCUCGGCUCCGUUUUGCGCUCAUCAUAUCCUAGUGAAACUGGAGGUUUCAGUCCUGGACAAAAGUGCAGAGGUGGAAGUGACACUAAUGACAGGGAAGCUGGGAACUCAGCUCCAGCUCAGACUUCAGACCGACACCACAGUGUACAGGUCAGUGGUGGCUCACCCCGCUGCUCUGUGUGAGCUGGACUCCAUUAAGAUCAAAAACACUGGAGUUCGCCUCUACAGACAAGGAGACGUCCACGUGAAGUCUGUGUGUGUCUCAGAAGUCCCACGUUUCAGGAACAAGAAGCCGGUGUGUGUGAACAACUUUAAUGUUCGUCGAAACGCUCCAUGGUCACAUGACUUUGUUCAGGUGUGUGACACCUUCUAGAAAGAAAUUGUACCCAAAGACACUGAAAAAAAUGUAUUUAAAAAAAGGUUCAGAUUGUCAGAUAUAAAGGUAACAAUUGGUGAAUUUAUUCUGUAAAGGAUGCCUGAAAAUGCUGAGCAUUUGUGCUGCAUUUGUCAGGCAAAAAUCUGAAAAUUGUUGCAUCUUCGGCCUCACACAAAGCAGACACACAAAUUCAACCUAUCUUUUCAGCUGCACCAAUAAAUAGCAUUUUUUUUAUCAA